This is a messenger RNA of Plasmodium reichenowi, 1601 nucleotides long. RefSeq lists its product as hypothetical. The transcript has a single exon. The record is from RefSeq and is a predicted model, not a curated record. NCBI's taxonomy places the organism in Eukaryota, Apicomplexa, Aconoidasida, Haemosporida, Plasmodiidae. The annotation marks the transcript as partial.
AUGUAUGAAUUAAACGAUGCUAAGUUGGAAAGGAUAUCGAACAAAGAUUUAAUUCGAAAAAUAAUAGAGUUACAAUAUUGUCUUAUCAAUUUAUCAGAUAGUAUGGAAAUAUUAAAAAGCAAAAAUAAAAUAUUAGAUGAGGAAAAUGAAUAUUUACAAAAAAAUAUUGAAAAUAUUGUAAAUGAUGUUAAAAAUGAGUCAACAAAUUAUUUGAACAAGACAAAUAAAAAUAAAAAUAAAAAUGAUGAUAAUAAAAAUUAUAAUGUAGAUAUAAUAAAUGACGAAUAUAAAAAUAAUUGUAAUGAUAAUUAUAAUUAUAAUCAGAAUUAUUAUACACAUGAUAAUAUUAAGGGAAAUAUUUCAAAUAUAUACACACAUAAUAUUAUACCCGAGCAACAUAUAAAUGAAAACGCUUCUUUAAUAUCAAAUGAACAAAAAAAUAUUAUAAAAACCAAACAUACCAUCAUAAAUAAUAUACCUCAUAUGGACCAAAAAACAAAUGACAAUAUGGAAGACUAUAUAAAUAAGAAUCAUCAAAAUGAUUAUCAUAAAAACAAUUAUAAACAUAUAAAUAAAGACAAUAUUACACAAAAUCAUCAUAACAAUUUCACACACAAAAUGAAUUCAAAUAAUGAUAGUUGUAAUAUUUAUAAUAAUAAUAUUGAUAUUUAUAAAAAUUCAAAUAUUAAUGAUAAACAAAUUAUAGACGAAAAUAAUACUUUAACACAAACUAUUCAACCAAAAAAAAAUGUAAACAAUAAUGUUAAAAAUCAUAUUUUUAAUACAUUAAAAGAUAGUACAACGAAGAGUAAUAUAUAUAAUUUAAUUAUGGAAACGGAUAAAUUAAAUUCUAUAUUUAAUAUGGCUACUAAUGUUUUAAAUAACUCCUUUUUUUAUCUAUCAAAAGAACAUAAUCAAAAGAAAAAUAAUCAUGACACACAUAAUAAUUAUAAAAAUUUAAAUUAUAAACAAAGUUAUCAAAAUGAAACAAAUCAUCAAAAAUCAACUUAUUUAAGAAAUACAAAAAAUAAUCAUAUGAAAAAUGAUAUAUUCUGUAAAGAAACUUACCUGAAUUGUUCAGGUAAAAAUGAUAAAUAUAAAAUCGAUCAACAACAAAAUUAUAUUAAGCAGGAUAAUGAAAUUAUUAAAAGAGAAGAUGACGAGAAAAAAAUUAUGAACGAUGGUAUAAUAAAAGAGGAAAUAAAAAGGGAAGAUGAGAACAUUAUAAAAGAUGAAAUAAAAAGGGAAGAUGAGAACAUUAUAAAAGAGGAAAUAAAAAAUAAAGAUAAGGAAAUUACAAAGGAGGAAAUAAAAAGGGAAGAUGAGAACAUUAUAAAAGAGGAAAUAAAAAAUAAAGAUAAGGAAAUUACAAAGGAGGAAAUAAAAAAGGAAAAAAACAACAUUACAAAUGAUGAAAUAAACAAGGAAGAAAACAACAUUACAAAGGAGGAAAUAAAAAAGGAAGAAAACAACAUUACAAAUGAUGAAAUAAACAAGGAAGAAAACAACAUUACAAAGGAGGAAAUAAAAAAGGAAGAAAACAACAUUACAAAGGAGGAAAUAAACAAGGAAGAAAACAACAUUACAAAGGAGGAAAUAAG